GUAGUCUUGUCCACGGAGCAUCAGCUACUCGACGCUGACACAAAAACAGAUAGACACGGGACAACUACCUCAGCCGCUCAGAGUUCUUGUGUUCUUGUGCCAUCCUCCUCCGCUACCGGCUCCAUCGAGAGCCGAACAUGAACAUGGACUUCACCGGAGACGCCGACGGCUUCGCCCUCGACUUCAUCCGCGACCUCAUGCUCGGCGGCGACGGCAGCGUCCCCGUGGACAGCCCUGUCGUCGUAGUUUCCGACGACGUCACCUUCCCCGUCCUGCCGCCUCAACCGGAGUUCCAGCCCGUGUCGUUGUUACCGCAGCAGCAGCAACAUCAAGGCUACAUAGAUAUAGACCUGACGACGGCCGAGUGCGUGGGAGCUGCUCCGACCGCGGCUGCUGUCGUUGGCGAGGCGGCGGCGUUCCGGGCGCACGAGCCGGCGCCACCGGUGAUGAUAAAGUUCGGGAGCGAGCCGUCGUCGCCCACGGCCAUGAGGCAGCCGCCGCUCACCAUCUCCGUGCCCCCGAGCUCGUACGCCUGGGUGUCGUCGGCCGGCAUGCCGGCCGCGGCCGUUGAGGAGGACUUCCGCAAGUACCGCGGCGUCCGGCAGCGGCCCUGGGGAAAGUACGCGGCGGAGAUCCGCGAUCCGAAGCGGCGUGGCUCGCGCGUGUGGCUCGGCACCUACGACACGCCCGUCGAGGCCGCGCGCGCCUACGACCGCGCCGCCUUCCGCAUGCGCGGCGCCAAGGCCAUCCUCAACUUCCCCAACGAGGUCGGCACCCGCGGCGCUGACCUCUGGGCCGCGCCAGCGACGGCGAGCAAACGGAGGCGGCAGCAGAUGGAGGGUGGUCAGGACGACCCCGAGGUCGAGGUGGUCGCGGUGGUGAACAAGGUGGUGAAGAUCGAGGCGCCGCCGCCGCCGUCGACCCAGGUGUCCUCAACCUCGCCGUCGCCUGUGUCUACACCCGAGACCACCGCCUCAUCGACGGUGACGUCAGCUACGACAGAGACGGGUGGAGGUGCUGAGUGGCUCCCCGUGACACCAUCGAGCGGGAGCUCGGAGCAGUACUGGGAGGCGUUGCUCCGCGAUCUGCCGCCGCUGUCGCCGCACCCAGCGUUGGGGUUUCCGCUGCUCAGCGUAAAUUGACGGCAUGUGCGUGUGGGUGUUCUCGAAAUUGUAUUUGCAAGGGUUUAGACCACCAAGUUUAAGCAGAGUAGGAAUUGAUCACCACCUACAGUAGAGAGUAGAGUAGGCAACAUAAGUUGGACAUAGCAUUUUUGCCCUAAAGGACAUUUGCUCCUACUCCCUCCACCGCUCAAUGCAGAUUCGUAUCGAUUUCUCAAUACGAAUUCAGCGGUAAAGAGAGUGAGAGCAUAUGCCCUCAAAGACAAAAAUAACUUUACCGAUAUAAGUUGCACAAAUAGUUCUCAGAGAUUUGAUGGUUUUUCUGAAUUCAUAUAUAUGUAUACAUGAAUUCAGAAACCCUCAGAUCCCUCUUCUAAGAGUGAACUAUUUACAUGAAAUGCGAUUUGGUUUGUUUAUUAAAAAGUUUUUUUAGAGAUUGUUUAUUGUA
Messenger RNA from Sorghum bicolor (sorghum), 1569 nucleotides. Its product is annotated as ethylene-responsive transcription factor ERF105. Lineage: Eukaryota; Viridiplantae; Streptophyta; Magnoliopsida; Poales; Poaceae. Gene Ontology annotation, biological process: regulation of DNA-templated transcription; ethylene-activated signaling pathway. Bases 138 to 1142 code for a protein of 334 amino acids. Gene Ontology annotation, molecular function: DNA binding; DNA-binding transcription factor activity. The record is from RefSeq and is a predicted model, not a curated record. The transcript has a single exon.